Cordyceps fumosorosea ARSEF 2679 is the source of this 1131-nucleotide messenger RNA. Its product is annotated as Chondroitin AC/alginate lyase. The record is from RefSeq and is a predicted model, not a curated record. NCBI's taxonomy places the organism in Eukaryota, Fungi, Ascomycota, Sordariomycetes, Hypocreales, Cordycipitaceae. The transcript has 3 exons. Gene Ontology annotation, molecular function: lyase activity. The coding region runs from base 1 to 1131 and encodes 376 amino acids. Gene Ontology annotation, cellular component: periplasmic space.
AUGGGCAAUUCAAGGCAAAGCGUCGUCCCUCAUCAGGGUCAACAAACCUGGGUCCAUCCCGGGGUCUUUAUGGACAAGGACCAGCUACACUUUAUGAAGCACAAAGUGUCCAAGGGUGAGCAGCCUUGGCUCGGAGCCUACAACGUUAUGAUGUCGGACCCUCUGGCCUCCCUGACAAGGAAGGCUGCACCGGUGCCCAUGGUUCAAUGCGGCUCAUACUCCAACCCCGAUGUGGGAUGUUCCGACGAACGCAAGGACUCCAUCGCAGCGUAUGCCAUGUCGCUGGCCUGGUACAUCACCGGCCAGAAAGAGUACGCCCACAAAGCUAUCGAAUACAUGAACGCCUGGUCCGCCGUUGUCAAGGAUCACAACAAUACCAACGCGCCUCUGCAGUCGGCAUGGGUUGGGUCUACCUGGGCUCGAGCGGCGGAAAUCAUCAGGCACACAAGCGGGUGUUGGGAUGACGCCGGUGUCCAGAACUUUGAGGCAAUGCUCAAGAACGUAUAUCUGCCCAAGGUCAUCCCCGGCGCCGGUACAUGGAACGGAAAUUGGGAGCUAGUGAUGAUGGAAGCAGCCAUAAUGAUUUCGGUCUUCGUGGAGGACCCGACCUCAUACGACAAAGCCAUGACCAAGUUCCUUGCCCGUGUCCCAGCAUACAUCUACAUGCGCUCCGACGGCGAUUUCCCCGUGCCCCCCGCCAACACCUCCAUCUUCACCAAAGAAAGCGUUAUCAAGUAUUGGUACAACCAAACCACUUUUGUGGAUGGCCUAAGCCAAGAGACAUGCCGUGACCUCGAACAUACCGGAUAUGGAGUUGCGUCCAUCUCCCACGUUGCAGAAACAUCACGAAUUCAAGGCCGGGAUCUUUUCGUGGAGGACAUGGGGGCGCGUCUGCGUGCUACCAUGGAGUUUCAUGCGCAAUAUGCGCUGGGUGCUCCGGCUCCAAGCUGGCUGUGUGGGGGGAAGCUCACGGGACAAUUGAAGAAUGUGACCGAAGUUGGCAACUCCGAGUUAGUCUUGCGAUUGGGAAAGUCAAUGCCCCAAACGAAGUCAUACACGUUGAAGCAGCGACCGGGGGGGGAGAAUGGCUUGUUUGUGCUUUGGGAGACUCUCACCCACGGUCGCGUCUAA